Caenorhabditis auriculariae is the source of this 6806-nucleotide messenger RNA. The record is from the annotation of a GenBank genome assembly. NCBI's taxonomy places the organism in Eukaryota, Metazoa, Nematoda, Chromadorea, Rhabditida, Rhabditidae.
AUGAAGGCAAACAAUUUGGGCUCAAUUUUCCUGCUCAUUUUGAGCGCGAUCGCCUCAGUUUUUUUGCCGACGUCACCUCCUUGGAUAGCAACAAUUUUGAUACGAUUUUUGAGUGAGUUGAAAAAAAUGAAAUUGUUUUGUUCCUAACAUAAAAGUCAUGGAUUGAAGGGAUCACUGUAGGGAACAUUAGUAAAUUUUUGAAAAUCGUAGAAAAUGUAUAGAAAAAUCGUAGAAAUUGUAGAAGAAAUGUGCAGAAAAAUUGUAGAAAACUGUUGUAAUUUGAAUAAGUUAUGAGGAAAAUUUUUAGGAAAUAUGUUGAAAAUAAGAAGAAAAAUGUAGAAAAAUACGUAGAAAAAUGAGUAGAAAAUGAGUAAAAAAAUUGUGCAGAAAAUUGUAGAAAACUGCUAAAAUUUGUAAAAAAAAUAAUGUGUUGAAAAUGCGAUUUUUCUUUUGUGAUAUAUGAUAAAAAUUUCUAGCGAAAGGAUGGUUAAAAAAAGUUUUUUUAAACUUAGAAAAAUUCAUGAUUUUUCUGCGAAUCCCUCAUUUUUUUCCAGAUUCCCAUGAACUAGUUUUUUUGUGAACUUCUACGCGGAUUGGUGCAGAUUUUUCGCAAAUGCUCAAGCCGAUUUUUCCUCGAGGCUUCCAAUAAAUUCACGGUUCGUUUUGGGAUUCUGCAUUCAUAACAGAAGAUUUUUUUAGAAAAAAAUUGAAAGAUAAUUGAAAAAUUCAGAAUGAGAAGUUUAAGGAGCAAGGUCCAAUUCAAAAAAAUAAUAAUUUUUUUAUGGAUUUAAAUUUCAAUAACAAAAAAAGUUAUUACAGAAUAUAUUCAUCAAAAAAAUUGCAAAGGUUUAGAUCAAAUAAUUGGAUAAAAACAGGCAUGUGAAAAAAAAAGAAAAUUUCAAUUUUUGAAAAAGUUUUUUUCGAUUUUUCCAUCAUAAAAAAACGGUUAUUAGUAAAUCAAUUUUUGAUAUUUUUUUAUGCGUUUUUUUCUCAUAAUUUCACUGUAAAUCCUUUUUAAAUGAUACAUCUUUCAUGUUUUAUUAAUUAUUAAGUUUACUUAAAAAAAUAUCGACUUUUUCAUAAUUUUUUUCAAGAUCGAAAAUUUUUUUGGAUUCAAAAUUUUGACUCAUUAAAUGGAGACUUUGCUAAAUUUUUUUAUUGCGAAUUUAAUAGAAGAAGUCCGAUUUUUUUAAAUUAUAGUUUUUGAUUGUAAGAAAAAAAAUAGCUAACUCUUGACUUCAUUUGGAAGAUAUAUUCGAUGAAAAUUGCAUUUUUUUCAAGGGGAAAAAAAUAGACAAAAAAAUACAAGAAUUUGAAGAAAAUUAGAAUAAUAAGAAUGAUCACAUCUUCGAAUAUUACAAUAACGAUUUUUUUGAGAAAAAUUGUUUGAAAAAAAAGACGAUUUUGGAAAUUUUUUUCAAGUUUCCUUUCAGUUUUCAUCAUGAAUAAGAUCAUUAUUUCAAUUUUUUUCAUUAUUUUUAAAUUAUUUUUUUACAUCUUAAUUUAUUUAAAAAAAUCGAUUAAAAAAAUGGUUCGUUAUCAUGGUUGUUCAACUAUCGAUUUAUUGGAGAAAAAAAUAUCGAUUUUUUUCAAUUUUUUUAGGAUCGACCUGCGGGACAGGUCGCCUGGGCCUCAGUAGACGCUGAUAGAAAUCGUUAGUUUUUGAACUUUUUAAAAAAAAAUCAGAAAUUUUGUUCAUUUUCCAGCUGCCAUUGCAUCGAAAUUCCACGUCAACAAGUACCCGACUCUGAAAUUAUUCCGAAACGGGGAAGUCGUCAAGAAAGAAUAUAGGUUUGGGAAGAAAAAACGGAUUUACUGUGAUGAAAAUACUGAAUUUUCUCUUUUUCCAAAGAUUUUCGCGAACUUAGAGUGGUCCCUAUAGGGGUUAGGCAGAAAAACAGCCCCUAAAGGGGACGAAAAAGUGCUCCUUAUAGGGGUAAAGUUUAGGCGGUCCCUAGAGAGGUUUAAAAUCUGGCUUAGGAAGUUUUAGUGGCCCCUAUAGGGGAAGGUAAAGUGGUCCCUAGAGAGGUACCUUCAAGGGCCGUUCAAGGUUGUCCCUAUAGGGAUCACUCUGAAGUUUAUAAGAAGAUGUCCAUGAAAUUUCUUCUCAUGACGGUAAUGAAUGAACAAAAUUCAAUUUUGAACUAUAUUUAUCGAUUUUUGAGCCUUCAGAAGCACGAGAUCUGUGGAAGGAUUGGCGGAAUUCAUCCAGAAACAACUCGAAUCAACUAUCAAAUAUUUCUCCAAUCCCAACGAUUUUGCGGCUGCCAUCAAUGUAUUUUUCAGUUUUUUCCAUGAAAUUAAUCGAAUUUUCUUCAGCCCGACCGAAGGACCAUCCUCUCGUACUUCAAGGAGCAAAGCGGCGUUGAGUUUGAUAAUUUGAAAAAGGUUUUUUUUUUCAUUUUUCUUGGAAAGUUAGUGGUUAUUCAACUUCUAGAGGUUGAAAAAAAAAAUGGAAAAAGUAAUUUUAUAGAAAGAAUAGAUCAUGAUAGAAAAAUAAUGAAUCAAUUUUUAAAAAGGACCGAAAGUAACUAAGUUAAGCUUGAUAAUUUAAAAAAAAAGCCUGAAAAUGAGUAAUUUUUUUGAACCUUUAGAUCAUAUGAAAAAAAUUCGGAAUCCCAUAAUUUUAAAAAAACAGACCAAAAAUGAAGAGUUUUGGAGCCUUGAAAUUAAUUUUUGCGACAGAAUUUUUCGGAAGUAUCCAAUUUUUUUCAAAUUUUGAAGCUUGAGCACUUUUUUUCUUCAAUUUUUCUCAUUUUUUUGACCAAAAAAAGGCUCAAAUAAAUAUUUUGAUUAAAAAAAGAAUUCAUUAAUUAAUUUUUUGGCCGUUUUAAUGGAUUUUUUUCGGAAUUUUUCCAGUAUUUAGCAUUUUGCAAAACUUGUAAUUUUUCCAUUUUUUUAAUUCACAAAAAUUUUUCAUCAUGAUGUAUUCAUUUAAUUCGCCAAAAGGAAAGAUGUUUGAAAAUACAAAGUUUGAAAAAAAAAAGUGCCGGAAAAAGUGAAAAAAAACAAGAUUAAGAAACGUCCGUUUUUUUAUUAAUUUGCAAUGUGACACGAAAAAAAGCGGUCGCAUUUUGUAAACGUCCGUACUUCAUACAAUUCCAUCUUAUAAGAAAUUGUUCGAUCCUUUAUAAAAUUCCUAACUAGGGAACGAGUGAAGACAAAGUGACUUUGCAGGUGGCCUCCCUGAUGCGCGAGGAUUGCGAUUUCCUCGUCGGAAUCGGCGAAAAUAACUUCCCCAACGAACUCCAGACGGCCGAUCCCAAGCCGAAACUGACCUUCAAACCGUCGAAGGUGACUUUAUUUAUUUAUUUUUGGAUCGAAGACAGAAUUUAUGAAAGACUUUUUAAGAAAAUUGUGUAAAAAAAAAACGCAAAAAAAGGAUUGAGUUUAAAAAAAAUCGAGUUUCAAGACUUUGGCAAGUUUCCCUUGAACAUGAUAGAUUCACCGAAAUCCAAUCAAGAUUUGGCGAAAUAUUGCGCGAAAAGAGGAGGUUUCAGACGUUCUUGUAGUUUUUUCUUCAAAAAAACUGCACGCCUUUCAGAAAUCCUGAAGCUUGAAGUGACCACUUGAGUGAAUUUGGCCCUCUUUAAGUUAUUUUUCUAGGACAUAUUCUACAAACCGAGAUAGUGUGCGAAAUGAGGAGGUUACAGAAUCCGUUAUGGUUUUUUUCCUAUUCAAAAGUAGCACCUUUCAAAAAUCCUGAGCUUUUAGUGAUCACUUGAGGGGAUUUGGGCCUCUUUAGGGGUUUUUUCUAGAGAAUAUUCCAUAAAUCGAGAUAGUGUGCGAAAUGAGGAGGUUUUAGACGUUUUUAUUGUUUUUUUUUUUCUUUGAAUGGUAUCGUGAAAAGUAUACCUUUUGAAAUUAAUGAGGCUUUUAGUGAUCACUUGAGGGAUUUGGGCCCCUUCAGGGGACUUUUUUUGAGAAAUUUUAACCGAAUUGUAGUGCUUUCACCGCUGUUUUGACACGAUAUUCAAUAAAGUAAAAUAGUGUGCAAAAAUAGGAGUUCUAGACGUUUUUUUUUUCGCUAAAGGCUCCUACGCUUGUCAGAAAUCCGGAGGCAUUUAGGGAUCACUUAAGGGAUUUCAAACCUCUUUAGCGCUCACUUGAAGCACCAAACGCCCUCACUUCACAAAUCCUGAGGCUUUUAGUGGUCACUUGAGUGAAGUUUUUCCUCUUUAGGUUAUGUUUUCUAGACAGUAUUCUGUGAAUCGAGAUAGUGUGCGAAAUGAGGAGGUUUUAGAAGUCAUAAAGGUUUUUUUUCAGUGAAAAGUUAGUACCUUUUAAGAAUUAUAAGGUUUUUAGUGAUCACUUGAGGGAAUUUGGGCCUCUUUAGGGUUUUUUUUUUUAAAAAAAAUUCGAUCGAUUUUGUAGUUUUUCACCGCUUUUUAGUGACAGUACACAAUAAAUCGAGACAGUGUGCGAAAUUAGGAGGUUUCAGACAUCGUUGUAGUUUUUUUUUCUUCAAAAGAACGCCAAACUGCAAAAAUCCUGAGGCUUUUAGUGAUCACUUGAGUGAAAUUUCUCCACUUUAGGUUAUUUUUCCAGAGAAUAUUCCAUAAAUCGAGAUAGUGUGCGAAAUGAAGAGGUUUUAGAAGUCAUAAAGGUUUUUUUUCAGUGAAAAGUUAGUACCUUUUAAGGAUUAUAAGGUUUUUAGUGAUCACUUGAGGGAUUUGGGCCCCUUCAGGGGACUUUUUUGAGAAAUUUUAACCGAAUUGUAGUGCUUUCACCGCUGUUUUGACACGAUAUUCAAUAAAGUAAGAUAGUGGGCAAAAACAGGAGUUCUAGACGUUUUUUUUUCGCUAAAGGCUCCUACGCUUGUAAGAAAUCGAGAGGCAUUUAGGGAUCACUCAAGGGAUUUCAAACCUCUUUAGCGCUCACUUGAAGCACCAAACGCCCUCACUUCACAAAUCCUGAGGCUUUUAGUGGUCACUUGAGUGAAGUUUUUCCUCUUUAGGUUAUGUUUUCUAGACAGUAUUCUGUGAAUCGAGAUAGUGUGCGAAAUGAGGAGGUUUUAGAAGUCAUAAAGGUUUUUUUCAGUGAAAAGUUAGUACCUUUUUAAGAAUUAUAAGGUUUUUUUAGUGAUCACUUGAGGGAAUUUGGGCCUCUUUUAGGGUUUUUUUAAAAAAAUUCGAUCGAUUUUUGUAGUUUUUUUCACCGCUUUUUAGUGACAGUACACAAUAAAUCGAGACAGUGUGCGAAAUUAGGAGGUUUCAGACAUCGUUGUAGUUUUUUUUUCUUCAAAAGAACGCCAAACUGCAAAAAUCCUGAGGCUUUUAGUGAUCACUUGAGUGAAAUUUCUCCACUUUAGGUUAUUUUUCCAGAGAAUAUUCCAUAAAUCGAGAUAGUGUGCGAAAAGAGAGGUUUUAGAAGUCACAAAGGUUUUUUUUCAGUGAAAAGUUAGUACCUUUUAAGAAUUAUAAGGUUUUUAGUGAUCACUUGAGGGAAUUUGGGCCUCUUUAGGGUUUUUUUAAAAAUUCGAUCGAUUUUUGUAGUUUUUUUCACCGCUUUUUUAGUGACAGUACACAAUAAAGCGAAAGAGUGUGAGAAAAUAAGAGGUUUAGACGUCUCUUCUGUUUUUUUCCUCUUCAAGCGUUGCACUGGGCGUUCGCUACGUCUUUCAGAAAUCCUGAGGCAUUUAGUGAUCACUUAAGCGGUUUCCUCGCGAAAUAGUGUGCUAGAAAAGGAGGUUUAGACGUUUUUUUUUCCAAAGAUAUCUGUGAAGGGAUCGCCAGGCGCUCUUUUGCCUCUUGGAGUUUCCUGAGGCGCUUAGGGAUCACUUGAGUUUUUUUCAGCCCCUUUAGUGAUCACUAAAGAUUGUAAUCUUCCUCCAAGUUCAAUCACUUUGAGUAAGAAAAGUUUCAAGAAAUAAAAUUGAUCCAAAAACGCUACAGUGAAACCUAAAAAUCGGAUUUUUCAACACCUUUAAUUUUUUUUUCCUUCCAUUUUCAUUUUUUUCCAGUCCGACAACCAACAGCUCCCAUUACCCUAUGGAGGAGACCUUCAAAAUUUCGAAGACCUCAAGUUUGUUUUCUAAUCGAUUAAUUAGUAAUAAUUGAUUAUUCUGCAGGAAAUUCGCCUCUGACGUCUGUGUCCCGUUGGUCCGCGAAAUCACCUUCAAUAACGCUGAGGAACUCACCGAGGUAACGAUGAAAAAGACAGGAAAAAAAUCGAUAUUUUUUUCGAAAUUCCCAAGUUUAUUCUUGAAAAAAAAUGUUUUUAAUCGUAAAUUGGUUGAAUUUAGGCUAUUGAAAGUUGAGGAAAAGUUAAAAAUUUAAUUUUUUUUUUUUCUCGAAUUUCAUUCUUUUUUAAAAUUUAUCACGAACAGAAUAUUUGCCAUAAAACAUUUUUGAAACGUUCUAUAGAAAAUUUAGGAGAUUUUUAAAAAAAUUUUUCUGAACAACCUUUUUCUCUUCUUUUUGAACUUUUAUUGGGUUUUUUUCUUAUAAUUUUUUUGGGUUUGGCGACAUUUUUUUGUAGUAUAAUUAUCUUGGAGAAGCGGGCUGAAAUUCUGGAAUCAUAGAGAAAAAAAUGGUUUUUUUCAAUACUGACAAAGGCUCUUUUUAAAUCGCUUCCCCGUUUCUUUUUCCAACUUUAGGGGAAAAUUCAAGUUCAGCUACAUUGGUGUAGACCAAUUCGAAAAAAAUCGAUCAAUGAAAAAAACGGCACUUUAGUGACCAUUUAUGCUGAUAUAAAUAAAAAGAAACAGCGAAAAUUCAAAUUCGAACUUUUCUCAGGAAGGACUGCCGUUCCUCAUCCUUUUCAAGCACCCGGAUGACACGGCCACCGAAAAAAAUCUUCACUGA